Molecule: messenger RNA, 16335 nt
Organism: Branchiostoma floridae (Florida lancelet)
Lineage: Eukaryota; Metazoa; Chordata; Leptocardii; Amphioxiformes; Branchiostomatidae
Product: mucin-5AC-like
Exons: 72
Coding region: 1-16335 (5444 amino acids)
Molecular function (GO): protein binding
Source: RefSeq, a predicted model, not a curated record
AUGAUGAUUCUCCAUAUUCCAACAGUGUGUGCGGAUGUUUGCCGUUGUGAGGUGGACUGUAAUGGAGACGACAGCCACUGUAUAGAGAUUGCAGGCUGCAGCUUUGCCUGCCUGUGUCCAGCUGGCACUGUGAAGAUCAGGGGAAGGUGUGCAGCACAGCCGGACUCCUGCAAGUCUGAAACCACCGAGGCCCCAUCUCAAGCUGAGACAACUCUAGAAUCACAUAAGGAGACCACACCAGAGUCAGAAGUGGAGACCACACCAAAGUCUGAGGUUGAAACCACACCAGAGUCUGAGGUGGAGACCACACCAAAGUCUGAGGUUGAAACCACACCAGAGUCUGAGGUGGAGACCACACCAAAGUCUGAGGUGGAGACCACACCAAAGUCUGAGGUGGAGACCACACCAAUGUCUGAGGUAGAGACCACACCAGAGUCUGAGGUGGAGACCACACCAAAGUCUGUGGUCGAAACUACUCCAGGGUCAGAAGUCCAGACAACAGCAAGGUCAGAGACGGAGACCACGCCAAAAUCUGAGGUGGAGACCACACCAAAGGCAGAAGAAUAUACUACUGCACAGCCAAAUGUCUGUGAUGAGUCCUGUGAGUGCUACCUGGGUUGUGAUGAAAGCGAUGGAGAAUGUACCAAGAGGGACGGCUGCUCGCUCCGCUGCAACUGCCGUAACGAGUUUGCCGACCGCCGUAAUGGUCGCUGUGGUGUUCCACCACCUUCUGAGGACUGUGAAGCUACAACGUCUUCUGUGGAGACCACUGUCACUGUGACGGAGUCAGAACCAGAAGAAUCAACAACUACUGCCAAGCCAGCUGGAACUCCCAAGGCACCAGUUGCCAUGACAACAACAACUGUCAUAAUGACAACAAAGACAACCUCAGUAACUGUCACACCAAAGUCUGAGGCCAAGACCACACCAGAAUCAGAGGUAGAGACAACACCAAAGUCAGUGGUGGAGACCACACCAAAGUCUGAGGUGGAGACCACACCAGAGUCUGAGGUGGAGACCACACCAGAGUCUGAGGUGGAGACCACACAAAGCUCAGAGCUGGAGACCACACCAAAGUCUGAGGUGGAGACCACACCAAAAUCAGAGGUGGAGACCACACCAAAGUCUGAGGAUGAGACCACACCAAAGUCUGAGGUGGAGACCACACCAAAGUCAGAGGUGGAGACCACACCAAAGUCUGAGGUUGAGACCACACCAAAGUCUGAGGUGGAGACCACACCAGAAUCUGAGGUGGAGACCACACCAAAUUCUGAAGUGGAGACCACACCAAAUUCUGAUGUGGAGACCACACCAAAGUCUGAAGUGGAGACCACACCAAAGUCUGAGAUGGACACCACACCAAGAUCAGAGGUGGAGACAACACCAGAGACAAUUAUCAUCAAGACUACUGUGGUGCAGACUGUCGCUGUUACAACACAAGAGGUUCCUAUCACAGAACCAAAGGCUACACAUGAGCCUCACUACACAAAGAAACCAACAAUGACAGAACAGCCAGAGCCCACAGAACAGCCAAGGUCGACAGCUGAACCAGAACCAGAACACACUGGACAACCAGAACACACCGGACAACCAGAACACACUGGGCAACCAGAACACACAGGACAACCAGAAUACACUGGACAACCUGAACGCACUGAACAACCAGAACACACUGGACAACCAGAAUACACUGGAAAUCCAGAGUACAGCACUGGUAGCCCUGAAUACACAGGACACCCAGAGUACAGCACUGGACAACCAGAAUACACUGGACAACCAGAAUACAAUGGACAACCAGAACACACUGGACAACCAGAACACACUGGACAACCAGAAUACACUGGACAACCAGAAUACACUGGACAACCAGAACACACUGGACAACCAGAAUACACUGGACAACCAGAAUACACUGGACAACCAGAACACACUGGACAACCAGAACACACUGGACAACCAGAAUACACUGGACAACCAGAAUACACAGGGAAACCAGAACCCACAGAAUCUGUGGCAACCACAGAGGGAACCAAGCUGGUAACGGUCACCACUGUCACAACUACAACUGAAACUGUUGAAGAAAGAACCACCAAGGCACCAGAAGUUGAACCUGAAGCAACAACAGCAUCCGCAGAAGUGACGACCCCAGCAGCUCCUAUGAAGACCACAAUCGUCACCAAGACAACGAAAACCACAACAACAACUCUGAAACCAACACCUGUUUCCACCCAGGAGGUGCCACUUGUUGAGACAACACCAUCUGCAGAGAUUACCACUCCAGAACUGGUACAGACAACAAAGAUCCCAUCUUACACAACAAGGUUCCCUACAAAUCCUGAAGUUACAACAUCAGGCAUCUGUGAUGUGAAGAUGGGUCUUGAAGAUCGCUCUGUCUCAGACGACCAGAUCACUGCUUCUUCCUACAAGGCUGAGAAGGAGCCCAAGGAGGCUCGUCUUGUCAGCAGGCCUGACAGUAAGGAAGUGGCCACGUCUUGGCAGCCUGAGGAGGACACUGAGGGACAGUGGCUGCAGGUUGACUUUGUUGAGCCAGUCCAGCUGACCAGUGUGCUGACCCAGGGCAGUGGUGGGGAGGACAAGUGGGUGUCAGAGUUCAAACUGCUGUACUCAGCAGACUCACUACUGUGGCAGUUUGUGGAGGACAAGAAUGGGGAACCUGAGAUCUUUGGUGCAAACUCCAACGAUGAAGGAAUUGUAGAGAACCACCUGCCAGAAGCAGUGAAGGUACAGAAGGUUCGACUGCUGCCCACCAACUGGAACAACGGCAUCGCUCUGAGGGCAGAGUUCAGGGGAUGUCCUUAUGAAGAAGAGAAGACCACUGUUGCCCCUGAGACGACAGAGUCUCCACAGCCAGAAUGGACAACUAAGAAGAUGCCAAGUUACACAACCAAGUUCCCAACUACAGCAGAGGUUACCACUCCUGGUAUCUGUGAUGUGAAGAUGGGUCUUGAAGACCGCUCCGUCUCAGACGACCAGAUCACUGCCUCCUCCUACAAGGCUGAGAAGGAGCCCAAGGAGGCUCGUCUUGACAGCAGACCAGACAGUAAGGAAGUGGUCACGUCUUGGCAGCCUGAGGAGGACACUGAGGGACAGUGGCUGCAGGUUGACUUUGUUGAGCCAGUCCAGCUGACCAGUGUGCUGACCCAGGGCAGUGGUGGGGAGGACAAGUGGGUGUCAGAGUUCAAACUGCUGUACUCAGCAGACUCACUACUGUGGCAGUUUGUGGAGGACAAGAAUGGGGAACCAGAGAUCUUUGGUGCAAACUUCAACGAUGAAGGAAUUGUAGAGAACCACCUGCCAGAAGCAGUGAAGGUACAGAAGGUUCGACUGCUGCCCACCAACUGGAACAACGGCAUCGCUCUGAGGGCAGAGUUCAGGGGAUGUUCUUAUGAAGAGGAGGGGACCACACUUGCCCCUGAGACGACAGAGUCUCCACAGCCAGAAUGGACGACUAAGAAGAUGCCAAGUUACACAACCAAGUUCCCAACUACAGCAGAGGUCACCACUCCUGGUAUCUGUGAUGUGAAGAUGGGUCUUGAAGACCGCUCCGUCUCAGACGACCAGAUCACUGCCUCCUCCUACAAGGCUGAGAAGGAGCCCAAGGAGGCUCGUCUUGAUAGCAGACCAGACAGUAAGGAAGUGGUCACGUCUUGGCAGCCUGAAGAGGACACUGAGGGACAGUGGCUGCAGGUUGACUUUGUUGAGCCAGUCCAGCUGACCAGUGUGCUGACCCAGGGCAGUGGUGGGGAGGACAAGUGGGUGUCAGAGUUCAAACUGCUGUACUCAGCAGACUCACUACUGUGGCAGUUUGUGGAGGACAAGAAUGGCGAACCUGAGAUCUUUGGUGCUAACUUCAACGAUGAAGGAAUUGUAGAGAACCACCUGCCAGAAGCAGUGAAGGUACAGAAGGUUCGACUGCUGCCCACCAACUGGAACAACGGCAUCGCUCUGAGGGCAGAGUUCAGGGGAUGUCCUUAUGAAGAGGAGGGGACCACACUUGCCCCUGAGACAACCGAGUCUCCACAGCCAGAAUGGACGACUAAGAAGAUGCCAAGUUACACAACCAAGUUCCCAACUACAGCAGAGGUCACCACUCCUGGUAUCUGUGAUGUGAAGAUGGGUCUUGAAGAUCGCUCUGUCUCAGACGACCAGAUCACUGCUUCUUCCUACAAGGCUGAGAAGGAGCCCAAGGAGGCUCGUCUUGUCAGCAGGCCAGACAGUAAGGAAGUGGUCACGUCUUGGCAGCCUGAAGAGGACACUGAGGGACAGUGGCUGCAGGUUGACUUUGUUGAGCCAGUGCAGCUGACCAGUGUGCUGACCCAGGGCAGUGGUGGGGAGGACAAGUGGGUGUCAGAGUUCAAACUGCUGUACUCAGCAGACUCACUACUGUGGCAGUUUGUGGAGGACAAGAAUGGGGAACCCGAGAUCUUUGGUGCCAAUUUCAACGAUGGAGGAAUUGUAGAGAACCACCUGCCAGAAGCAGUGAAGGUACAGAAGGUUCGACUGCUGCCCACCAACUGGAACAACGGCAUCGCUUUGAGGGCAGAGUUCAGGGGAUGUCCUUAUGAAGAGGAGACAACACCAUAUUCCGUCUUUGAGGAGACAACAAAGCCAGUCCUUCCAGAGCAGACAACUGUUGUUCCCCAUACAGAGGAGACAACCAAGUCUGUCCCAUCAGGCACCACUGCUGCAGUACCACAGGAAACAACAGAGGUCAUUGUUACAACCUACACCACCAGGUUCCCUACUACUGCUGCACUGUCAACUCAGGGUGUGUGUGAUAUAAAGAUGGGGCUGGAAGACCGCUCCGUCCCAGACAAGAACAUCCGCGCUUCUUCCGAGAAGGAGGAUCGUCCUACCAAGAAUGCACGCCUGGUCACCGGACGGUAUCUGUCAGAUGACGACGAAGCCUGGGAGCCUCUUGAAGACACUACCCAAGAAUGGAUAGAGGUGAAGUUUGAUGAAGCUGUUCAGAUCACCAGUGUGCUGACCCAGGGCAGUGGAAAGAACAGAGACAAGUAUGUGACAGAGUACAAGGUCCUGUACACCGAGGAUGGGCUGAUAUGGGAUUAUGUCUAUGAUGAAGAUGGAGAAGUUAUGUUGUUUGAGGCUAACACAGAUGACAGCAGUGUAGUAGAGAACUACCUGCCCAGAGCAGUUCUGGUGAAGACUGUCCGUCUGCUGCCCACAGCCUGGCACAGCGGCAUCAGUCUCAGGGUCGAGUUUAGGGGAUGUCCACGAGGUACAGCCACAACUGCCUUACCUAUUGCUGAGACAACUCACACUGUGUCAGAAGAAACAACCAUCCUGAUGGCAAAGACCACUCCUUACAAUCUAAAGGAGACUACAACAGGCACCAGCUCUGCUCACACCACUUACUAUGUACCAAAGGAGACUACCAGCAUCAGCUCUGCAAAGACCACUCCAUCUGCAUCUGUGGAGACCACCACAACAUCUUCAUCUGUGGAGACCACACCAUCUUCAUUUGUAGAGACCACACCAUCUGCAUAUGUGGAGACCACACCAUCUGCAUCUGUGGAGACCACACCAUCUGCAUCUGUGGAGACCACACCAUCUUCAUCUGUGGAGACCACACCAUCUGCAUCUGUGGAAACCACACCAUCUGCAUCUGUGGAGACCACCAAAUCUACACUGGAACUGACCACUGCUGGACACAAUGCAGAGAAAACAGAAGCCACACAACCUAAAGAGACCACUCCUUCUUCAUUAGUGGAGACCACACCCUACAUGGGAGGGAAGACCACAGUGUCUGUCAUUGAGAGAACAACUGGAGCAUCACAUGUCUACACCACAAAGGCCCUCCCUGGCACCACCACCAAGUCCACAGUGUACACAGUGACCAGCCGCCCCGUGACCACCCAGUGCCUGGGUGUGGACUGUGGAGACGGCUACUGUCUCAGGAUGGAGAAGAGAUGUAACGGCAUCAGGGAGUGUGCUAAUGGCAGGGAUGAGGAGAACUGUCAAGUUUACACAAGUAAGGCACCAAUUACAGAACUGACAACUGGAAAGCCUGGAGCAACCACUACUGAACCUUCAGCACCAGGGACAGAGCCUACAGCUCCCUACCCUUGUGAGGGCGAGUGGACAGAAUGGAUGAACUCCUUCUAUCCUGAUGUCAUGUCUGGUGGAGAUUAUGAGACAUUUGAGAACCUGAGGAAGAAAUAUGACUUCUGCGGGCCUGAAAUGAUCACAAACAUUCAGUGCCGUGUUGACAGUGGUUUGGAGAUGGACUACACCAGGACUGGCCAGGAUGUGACCUGUGACAUCCACCAGGGUCUGGUUUGUGAGAACUCCAAGCAGCGUGGAUUCCUGCCUUUCUGCUACAACUACAAGGUCAGGGUGUUCUGUGAGUGUGGUGGGGAAGCAACAAUGGCACCAGGAACAACUCGAGCUCCAUCUUCUGCCACCACUGCCGCUACACUGAGCACAAAGGUGCCGUUUGUGUCUACAACAGCUCUUCCAAGUACAACACGAAGCCCCUGCCCAGACAAGUGCUACUGCACCCUGGGAUGUGAGGAUGAUGGAGACUGUGAUGUCAUGGAGGGGUGUGACCGCAGCUGUUACUGUGCUGGGGAGUAUGACAGGUUUAAUGAGCGCUGUGCCACCAUGCCUGCAGAAGAAGAGUGUUACCCACAGACUACAACAGAACCAACAUACACAGUCCCUGUGGAAACAACAGUGUUUGUCACAAGUACAGAGGCCACAGUGAGCAGCUACACCACAGGCUCUCCUACCCCAACUACUGGACUGCCUCUUACAACACCAGUUGUUUGUGGCACCAACCAGGAGUAUAAGGAUUGUGCCUGCCACACCAGUUGUAAGGACCUGGCUAAGGAGAACCACACCUGUACGUGUGAACCUGGGUGUGACUGUGUGGAGGGGAUGGUACUCAACAAUGGAGAGUGCAUCAGAGCCAUCGACUGUCCCUGCUACUAUCCACCACAUGAGACAUUCUACAAGUUUGGUGCCACCUUUGCCAAGGAUGAGUGCACCACCUGUGCCUGUACUAAGGGUGGUAUCGAGUGUGACAUGGACUGUAACAUCACUCCAGACGACUGCAAGGAGGGGGAGGUGUUUGAGAAUGUGCCAGGGAAAUGCUGUGGAUGCUUCCCAAGCACCUGUACAAACGGUAUGGAGUACCAGUCCAUCUGUGCCUGCCAUCGCACCUGUACCAACCUGACAGCCACCUGUGAGAUGGACACCUGCCAGCCUGGCUGUGCCUGUCCUGAUGACAUGGUGUUCAAUGGUCUGGAGUGUGUGGAACCCUCACAGUGUACAUGUGAAUACGAAGGGAAAUCUUAUGCUCCUGGUGAGAUCUGGCUGCCUGAUGAAUGCACCAUGUGUAAGUGUAUGGAUGACAACAGGCCCAGUUGUGGAGAGUACUGCCCCAUCACACAGUGUGAGGAAGGAUACGAGAUGGUCAACGCCAAACCAGAUGAUGGUGUCUGCUGCAAGUGCAAACCUGCAGGUCCAGUAUGUGAGGACCCAGCUGAAGUGUACCACCAGGUUGGAGAUGUGUGGGCCCGUACUGCAUGUGAGAGCUGCCAGUGUAUGGAGGAGGGGAGGGUCGAGUGUGACCGGCUCAUCUGUCCUACUGUACCGUGCCCUGAGGGCUACAUGGUGACUCAGGAGCCUGGCAAGUGCUGCCCAACAUGUGUUGCCCUGGCCACCACUACAUCCCUGGUCCCAGUGACCAGCCUGCCCACUGUGGCACCCACCACCUACAUCGCCAUCACAUCAGGGUCGUACCACACUGAACCACAGGGGACAACUGCACAGACAUACACUACUGAAAACCCUGUUGUCAUCACAGAGGGUGUCCACACCACAACAGAGACCCCACAGCCAACAACAGGAGAGGUCAGGAUGCCUCACAGUACAGGCACUCUGUCAGAGACAACACCAGAAACAUUCUCUACACACAGGCCAUCGGAGGGCACCACAGCCAGACCAGGUGCCACAACCACCCCAACCUGUGGCACUGGUAAGCUGUCCUGUGACGGGAUGUGCUACCCUGCCAGCUGGAAGUGUGAUGGUAACAUGGACUGUUCCGAUGGACAGGACGAAGAGAACUGUCCAUAUGCACCAACCACGGCUGGUCCGUAUGAAACAUCCAACCCUCUGGAGACCACAACUGGUCCAUCUGUGACAACUACUGCUUCAAAUGUUAAAACAACCAAGGAAAUGUUGCCAUUGUGCCCAUCUGCCUGUAACUGCAUGCUGGCCUGCGAUGGUGGAUUUGGCACUUGUCUGGACAUGUCAGCCUGCAGUACUCACUGCACCUGCCAGAGGGCAGAGGACAUCAGGUUGAGCAAUGGAAGGUGUGCUAGGCAGCCCACUGAAGAAAUGUGCACCACAUCUACAACUGCAAAACCAGAAGUGCACACAACAGACAAGCCUUCAGAAGUCUACACCACAGGCAAGCCUUCUGGGGUCUACACCACAGGUGAGCCUUCAGGAGUCUACACUACAGGCAAGCCUUCAGGAGUCUUCACCACAGGUGAGCCUUCAGAAGUCUACACUACAGGUGAGCCUUCAGGAGUCUACACCACAGGCAAGCCUUCAGGAGUCUACACUACAGGAAGGCCAUCAGAAACCUACACUACAGGUGAGCCUUCAGGAGUCUACACCACAGGCAAGCCUUCUGAGAUGACCACAGGCAAGCCUUCAGACGUCUACACCACAGGAAAGCCAGCAUCUUCAACUUCUGAAUCUUCAGCACCAGGGACAGAGCCUACAGCUCCCUACCCCUGUGAGGGCGAGUGGACAGAAUGGAUGAACUCUUUCUAUCCUGAUGUCGUCUCUGGUGGAGAUUAUGAAACAUUCAACAACUUGAGGAAGAAAUAUGACUUCUGUGGGCCUGAAAUGAUCACAAAUAUUCAGUGCCGUGUGGACAGUGGUUUGGAGAUGGACUACACCAGGACUGGCCAGGAUGUGACCUGUGACAUCCACCAGGGUCUGGUUUGUGAGAACUCUAAGCAGCGUGGAUUCCUUCCUUUCUGCUACAACUACAAGGUCAGAGUGUUCUGUGAGUGUAGUGGCGAGACCACGACAUCAGAGGGGCUUACCACUGGCAAGCCAUCUGAGAUGAUCACAGGCAAGCCUUCAGAAACCUACACCACAGGCAAGCCAUCUGAAAUGACCACAGGCGAGCCUUCAGAAACCUACACAACAAGUAAGCCUUCAGAAACCUACACCACAGGCAAGCCUUCAGGAGUUUACACUACAGGUGAGCCUUCAGGAGUCUACACCACAGGCAAACCUUCAGAAACCUACACCACAGGUGAGCCAUCCGGAGUCUACACCACAGGCAAGCCUUCGGAGACACACACUACAGGAAAGCCUUCAGGAGUCUACACCACAGGUGAGCCUUCUGGAGUCUACACCACAGGUGAGCCUUCUGGAGUCUACACUACAGGUGAGCCUUCUGGAGUCUACACCACAGGCAAGCCUUUGGAAACAUACACUACAGGAAAGCCUUCAGAAACCUACACCACAGGCAAGCCCUCUGAGGUGACCACUGGCAAGCCUUCAGAAACCUACACCACUGGCAAGCUCUCUGAGAUGACCACUUGCAAGCCUUCAGAAACCCACACCACAGGAAAGCUCUCUGAGUUGACCACUGGCAAGCCUUCAGAAACCUACACCACAGGAAAGCUCUCUGAGUUGACCACUGGCAAGCCUUCAGAAACCUACACCACAGGAAAGCUCUCUGAGUUGACCACUGGCAAGCCUUCAGAAACAUACACCACUGACAAGCCAUCAGAGUUCACCACAGGCAAGCCUUCCGAGAUGACCACAGGCAAGCAUACAGAAGUCUACACCACAGAAAAGCCAGCAGUGACCACCACAAGACCCCCAUGCCAGGUGUUUGACUGUGGUGAUGGACAGUGCCUGCCCCUUCCUGCUAUGCUCUGUGAUGGCAAGGUUCAAUGUGCCAAUGGUCGGGAUGAGGAAGGUUGUGGAACAGAACCUCCAAGAACAUACACCACAGGCAAGCCUUCAGAAGUCUACACCACAGGCAAGCCUUCAGGGGUGUACACCACAGUCAAGCCUUCAGGGGUCUACACCACAGGUGAGCCUUCAGGAGUCUACACCACAGGUGAGCCUUCAGGAGUCUACACUACAGGUGAGCCUUCAGGAGUCUACACCACAGGUGAGCCUUCAGGAUUCUACACCACAGGUGAGCCUUCAGGAGUCUACACCACAGGUGAGCCGUCAGAAGUCUACACCACAGGCAAGCCUUCAGGAGUCUACACUACUGGUGAGCCUUCAGGAGUCUUCACCACAGGCGAGCCUUCUGAGUUGACCACAGGUGAGACUUCAGGAGUCUACACCACAGGUGAGCCUUCAGGAGUCUACACCACAGGCAAGCCUUCUGAGAUGACCACAGGCAAGCCUUCAGAGGUCUACACCACAGGAAAGCCAGCCUCAUCAACUACUGAACCUUCAGCACCAGGGACAGAGCCUACAGCUCCCUACCCCUGUGAGGGCAAGUGGACAGAAUGGAUGAACUCCUUCUAUCCUGAUGUCGUCUCUGGUGGAGAUUAUGAGACAUUUGAGAACUUGAGGAAGAAAUAUGACUUCUGUGGGCCUGAGAUGAUCACAAACAUUGACUGCCGUGUCGACAGUGGUUUGGAGAUGGACUACACCAGGACUGGCCAGGAUGUGACCUGUGACAUCCACCAGGGUCUGGUUUGUGAGAACUCCAAGCAGCGUGGAUUCCUGCCUUUCUGCUACAACUACAAGGUCAGGGUGUUCUGUGAGUGUGGUGGGGAGACUACAACAUCGGAGGGGCUUACCACAGGCAAGCCAUCUGAGAUGACCACAGGCAAGCCUUCAGAAACCUACACCACAGGCAAGCCAUCUGAAAUGACCACAGGCGAGCCUUCAGAAACCUACACCACAGGCAAGCCUUCAGGAGUCUACACUACAGGUGAGCCUUCAGGAGUCUACACUACAGGUGAGCCUUCAGGAGUCUUCACCACAGGUGAGCCUUCAGGAGUCUACACUACAGGUGAGCCUUCAGGAGUCUUCACCACUGGUAAACCUUCAGGAGUCCACACUACAGGUGAGCCUUCAGGAGUCUACACCACAGGCAAGCCAUCUGAGAUGACCACUGGCAAGCCUUCAGAAAGCUACACCACAGGCAAGCCAUCUGAGAUGACCACUGGCAAGCCUUCAGAAACCUACACCACAGGGAAGCCUUCUGAGAUGACCACCAGGCCAGUAAGACGUUGCUCCUCAUCUUGCCUGUGCAUUGCUGACUGUGCGGGUAACACUGACCACUGCCUUGGGCUGCCUGAAUGCACGCGGUACUGCCUCUGUAACGAGAACACCUGGGACAGGACCAACUGGAGGUGUGUGCAGCGCCACCCUGAGGAAUACUGCAGUACUGCAGCACCACCUACCACAGAACAGCCUGUAACCACUGCAGCACCUGAGGAGACAACUACUGUUGUAGUGACUCCAACAGUUAGGCCAGUGUGUGGAGAGGCCUGCACCCACCAGAUGACUUGUGCAGACUGGUCCAAGGACAGUUUUGAAGGAGAUGUGCCUGCUGACUGUGGUGCCUGUGCCUGUCCUACAGGCACAGUGAAGGACACCCUGUGGGGAACUGCCCUGUGUCUGAAGGAGCCCAGUGACAGGUGCUACUGUGAGUACAACGGUCGUCAGUACCAGCCUGGGGAGGUGUACUGGAAGGGCAGCUGUGAGCAGUGUGCGUGUGACCCGGACACGCUGACUGAACUGUGCCACGGCAACGUCUGUCAACUGACUCAAGAAGACUGCCAGGAGCUUGGGAAGGUGCUGGACAACAGGCCAGGUGUGUGCUGUGAGUGUGUGGAGCAGCCAACAACUGUUACAACACCUGCACCUGAAACAACAGCUGCACCUGAAACAACAGCUGCACCUGAGACACCUGCUUCAACACAGAAGCCAAGAACUACUGUUUCUCCAACUGCUCCAGCCUGCCCAGAGUCAUGUGUGAAGCCAAUCACCUGUGAGGAUCAGGAGUUCUAUGACCCCAUGACACCUCCUUUCGAGGUGUCCUGGGAUGACUAUGAUGCAUGCUGGGACUGCCCCUGCCCGGCAGGGACCGUGGUAGAUGAGGACUUCUGGUUCACCAUGAUGUGCCUGAAGAUCCCAGAAGUUUGUGAGACAUGCAAGUACAAUGGCAAGGAGUACAGGCUUGACCUGUGCGCUGGCUGUACCUACCUUGGUAAGGAGUACCAGGUCGGAGAUGUAUGGCUGCGAGGACAGUGUGAGCAGUGUGAGUGUGUGUAUGAGGACGGUGCGUACCUUGAAAAGUGUGAGCACAAGUGCAACCUGACACCACAGGACUGCGAAGCUGAAGGGAAGGUGCUGAUUGAUCGUGAGGACAUCUGCUGCCAGUGUUCAGCACCCGCGGUAACCACAACAGCUACCAUGGCAACCACAACAACUACCAUUGCUACCACAACAACACCCCUCCCGGCAACCACCCCUGUCAGGAUCACUACCAACACACCAGUGUGUUCUGAAGACUGUAAGGUCCAGGUGACCUGUAGGGACCUGAUGGCAUGGACCGCGGAUGAUCUGGCCAAUGGGAACUCUCCGUUUGAGGAGCGCUGGAUGUGCAACGACUGUCUCUGCCCCGACGACACGUUUGAAGACGUCUACUGGGGAACCUCCAUGUGUCUGAAGGAGAUCCCAUCCUGCCCAACACCCUGUCAGAAUGGAGAAGACACUUACUAUGAAGGAGAUGUGUUCUGGAGAGGCAACUGUGACAUCUGCACCUGUAAAUACAAGGAUCAGUACUACUAUGAGGAGUGCAACGUGUUCUGUCACCUGACUGAAGAGGACUGUCUGCAGAAGGGAAUGAUCCUGGAGGACAGACUUGGUGUGUGCUGCUCUUGUGUGGCACCUCCACCAACCACACAGCCACCUCCCACAACAACCACCCUGCUGCAAACAACCAGAAAAACAGCGUCAACCAAAACCACAAAGGGACCAAUGCAACCGGGCACAACAGCAAAGCCUUCUCUUACAACAGGGGAAACAGAAGCUGAAACCACUGCAAGACCUGAAGAAAUGACUACCAAACGUCCAUCCUCAGAAACAACCUCUGAGUCUACUGCCUCUACGGAGAGACCAAAAUGGUGGACAACUGGUGUUCUGCCAGAGGAGACCACUAAAGCAGUUUCUGAGACGACAAAACCAUUGUCUGAAGCCACGACUGGCAAGCCUUCUGAGUUCACUACAGGUGAGCCUUCAGGAGUCUACACCACAGGCGAGCCUUCAGGAGUCUACACUACAGGUGAGCCUUCAGGAGUCUACACCACAGGCAAGCCUUCAGGAGUCUACACUACAGGUGAGCCUUCAGGAGUCUACACCACAGGCAAGCCUUCAGGAGUCUACACUACAGGUGAGCCUUCAGGAGUCUACACCACAGGCAAGCCUUCAGGAGUCUACACCACAGGCAAGCCUUCAGGAGUCUACACUACAGGUGAGCCUUCAGGAGUCUACACCACAGGCAAGCCUUCAGGAGUCUACACCACAGGCAAGCCUUCAGGAGUCUACACUACAGGUGAGCCUUCAGGAGUCUACACCACAGGCAAGCCUUCAGGAGUCUACACUACAGGUGAGCCUUCAGGAGUCUACACCACAGGCAAGCUUAUCUCCACCACCACUGAACCUUCAGCACCAGGGACAGAGCCUACAGCUCCCUACCCCUGUGAGGGUGAGUGGACAGAAUGGAUGAACUCCUUCUAUCCGAACGUCGUCUCUGGUGGAGACUUUGAGACUUUGGACAACCUGAGGAAGAAAUAUGACUUCUGUGGGCCUGAGAUGAUCACAAACAUUGAGUGCCGUGUGGACAGUGGCUUGGAGAUGGACUACACCAGGACUGGCCAGGAUGUGACCUGUGACAUCCACCAGGGUCUGGUUUGUGAGAACUCCAAGCAGCGUGGAUUCCUGCCUUUCUGCUACGACUACAAGAUCAGGGUGUUCUGUGAGUGUGGUGGGGAAGCAACAUCCAAGCCUGAAGAAGGUACAACUCAGGUCACCAACACAGAAGCACCAACAUCUACUGAACCAAGUGUUGUGGAACAAACAACAAAGUCUAUGUCAGCAACCACCCUCAAAGUCUGUAGUGAGGAGUGUACCUGUGAGAUUGGCUGCAGUGAUGAACUGGACGCCUGCACCAGGCUGACCGGCUGUGAUGACACCUGCACCUGUGCUGACCCUACCGCCAUCAGGGUCAAGGGUCGCUGUGCCCUCGACCCCCCAGCAGACAAGUGUGCCCCUGCCACAACUCCUGUGUCUCCUGAGACUACAGAAGCUCCAUGCAAGUAUGGUGCUGAGUACACUGAUCAGAGGACCUGCCAGCUGUGCAGCUGUGUGGGCGGAGCCUACACCUGUCAAUCAAUCUGUGAGGAAGUCUGUGCUGAGGAUGAAGACCUGGUUCAGAUGAAGGGAGUUUGCUGCUAUUGUCAACCUAAAUCAAUGUCAACAACCCUGUCACCAACCUUGGAAACAACACCUGUUGUGCCCAUCGCUGAGACAACAUCACCAUCAGUACAGACCACCACUGCUGCUCCUAGCACCACCACACUGCAUGUGAGCCCACCGGCCUGUCUAUGUGAGAUCAGCUGUACAGACUACCAGCUGCUCCUGCCCACAGAGCUGCCUGAACAGUGCCAGCCCGACCCCCAGUGUGCACAGUAUUACUGUCCUGAGGGCUCCCUCAGGGACGACAGGACAGGGACCAGUCUCUGUCUGGUGUAUGAAGAAUGUGAGACAAGGACAUGUCAAUACCAGGGAGUGUCCUACGAGCCUGGGCAGUCCUACUGGAAGGGUGAGUGUGUGCUGUGUAACUGUGAGGAGGAGACAGCCCAGGAACAGUGUCUGUACAACCAGUGUAGACUCACUGAGGAGGAAUGCAACCUGAGAGGAGAGACCCUGCUCCAGGCAGAUAACAUCUGUUGCCAGUGUGUUCCUAUCACCACUACUGUGGUCCCCAGCACUGUGUCUCCUACUGAAGCUUACUCCACUCUCCUGCCACACACAACAGCAGAGUUCUCCACUGGCAAGUCUGGGACUACAGCCACACCAGAAGUCUGUAGCUUGACGUGUCACUGUGAGGCCGACUGUGGACGCACCUGUGCACCUGUGGAGGCAUGUGACAGCAGCUGCAGCUGUAGGGAUGGCUACACCCUGGUGGAUGGAGCCUGCAUUGCACAGCCGAGUGGAUGCAUUGCCACCACCUCAGGACCUUCAGCUGAGACCACAGCAUCCAUGCUAACCACCAUUGCAUUCUGUGAGCGAGGCUGCCACUGCCAGGCUGGUUGUAACAAGGGCUGUGUGCCAUCAGCUGUGUGCUCAGACGUCUGUGAGUGUAAGCCUGGUUACAGCAGGGAGGAUGGUGUCUGUAUCCAGUACCCAACUUACUGUCCAGAACCCAUGGCAACAAGCAAGAAGCCAACUGCUGAGACAGAAUCACCCUCAGCAACCACCAAACAACCCAUGGAGACAGCAGAACCCAUGGCAACAACCAAGAAGCCAACAUCUGAGACAGAAGCACCCACGGCAACCACCAAACAACCCAUGGAGACAGCAGAACCCAUGGCAUCAACCAAGAGGCCAAUGGCUGAGACAGAACCAGCAUUCACAGGUGCUCCAGAAUACACUUCUAAGGCAACUUUGGGCCAUGUGACCACCAAGAGACCAGAAGAGGCCGGUACCACUGAACCAACUGCUCCUGAAGCAACCACUGCCCUCCCAGAGGAGGAGACAACCCUUCCCUACCACCUUCGCACCACAGGCAAGCCUCUCGGCCUCACCACAGCCACACCCGAGGCUGAAACUGAACCAGAAGCCACGACCGCAGGCCUGUUUGAGACUAUCGCAUCCACUCUGAUGUCGUUCACAACUGCGUUGCCUGAGGAGGAACCAACCACGGCGGAAUGGAGAAAGGUUACGACAGGACUGCCUAGCGAGGUGACGACAGAGGCAGAGGUUGUGCACACAACCGGCGAGCCAAGCUCUGAAACCACCACCAAGCCUCAUGGAACAACUGCUGCAAGCGGAGAGUUCACUACCAAGAUGGCUAUGGAGAAGACAACAGGUUCUGUACUGACCACCACCAAGAAGACCCUUGAAGAAACGACUGGCAAACCAAGCUCUGAAACUACAUCAGAGCCUUCUGAAACUACUGCUGGACCUGAGGUGCCCUCAGAACAAACAACCAAGGCAGAGGCAGAAACAACAGCAGAGUCUGAAACAACAGGAAUACCCAUAGGUAAAUGUACUGUCUAA